CGCAUCGUCAUCACCCGGCGCCGCCGGGUUCUGCUCAGCGGCGGGUCCUGCUCCUGGGACUCUGCGGGACUCCGCGGGAUCUCCCAUUUCAUUUCCACUCCCCAUUUCCACCCCCUCCAUCCAUGACCCGCUGGGCGCGGCGGAACAUCCCGCCCGGGGCGAGGGCGCUGGACGCGACCCCCUGGGAAGAGAUGGGGGGCCCGGGAAAGGAUGAGGAGGAGGAGAAGGAGAGGAGGAAGAGGAGGAAGAAGGAGUAUGUGAGCGAGGACGUGAACGGGUUCUUGGCGCACCGGAAACAGCAGCAGCAGAAGGAGGAGGAGAAGGAGGCGCUAAGGAAGGACCGGCGGCGGGAGAGCAGGAGGGUGAGGAGGCAGGAGAGAAGGAAGAACGCCAUGGUGUGUUUCCACUGCAGAGAACCUGGGCAUGGCAUGGCUGACUGUCCUGCAGUCCUGGAAAGCCAAGACAUGGGGACGGGCAUCUGCUACCUGUGUGGAUCCACGGAACAUGACAUCAGCAAAUGCAGAGCCAAAGUGUAUCCAGCCAGUGGGCCAUUUCCGUAUGCAAAAUGUUUCAUCUGUGGUGAGAUGGGGCACCUUUCAAGGUCAUGUCCGGAUAAUCCCAAAGGACUGUAUGCUGAAGGUGGGGGCUGCAAACUUUGUGGCUCCGUGGAGCACUUCAAAAAGGACUGCCCAGAGAAACAGAAUGCAGAGCAGGUGACAGUUGGGCGAUGGGUCUCUGGAAUGAGCGCAGACCACGAGGAAGUCACCGAAGCACCACAGCUGCAGAAGCCAAAAGCCAAAGUACCCAAAGUUGUGACUUUUUGAAGGUCUCUUGGCCCUUCACUGCUGCUUUGCUGCAGAAGAGUGACUACAGAGAGCUGGUUCCAGAAAAUCAAGCAGAAUGCUGCUGAAUUGUUAUUUUUUUGUCUCCCUUCAUUUUUCCAGUUUGCCUCCCAGACUCCCCCAGCUCCCUGAAAAGCUAGGAACAACAGAAAUACACCAAGCGGGUAUUUUACUAAAGGGAUUCUGGGUAUUUUUUAAAGGUUCUUGUUGGGUUCUGGCUUGGUUUUGCCUUCUCCUUUUAGGAAUAACCGAUUUAUUCCUCUAUAUGUCCCAGCCUGGCACAUAUGUAACUUCUUGUGGUGAAGUUACAGGUAAGCCCCACGGCCUGUCGAGCUUGGGGGUGCAAUUCCUGCUACUCGUGGUUGUAAUUAACAGUCAUUAACUUGAUUGUUAGUGCAUGUUGGAUUGUUUAUUUGUUCAGUAACAAACAGAAUCAUGCCCUGCCUUUGAUAUCUGUGGUGAAAAA
Neopelma chrysocephalum (saffron-crested tyrant-manakin) is the source of this 1308-nucleotide messenger RNA. It is a transcript of the gene ZCCHC9, whose product is annotated as zinc finger CCHC-type containing 9. The transcript has 5 exons. Gene Ontology annotation, molecular function: zinc ion binding; nucleic acid binding. Bases 123 to 824 code for a protein of 233 amino acids. NCBI's taxonomy places the organism in Eukaryota, Metazoa, Chordata, Aves, Passeriformes, Pipridae. The record is from RefSeq and is a predicted model, not a curated record.